This is a messenger RNA of Carassius auratus (goldfish), 3734 nucleotides long. Its product is annotated as E3 ubiquitin/ISG15 ligase TRIM25-like. The transcript is spliced from 6 exons. The coding region runs from base 65 to 1402 and encodes 445 amino acids. The record is from RefSeq and is a predicted model, not a curated record. NCBI's taxonomy places the organism in Eukaryota, Metazoa, Chordata, Actinopteri, Cypriniformes, Cyprinidae. Gene Ontology annotation, molecular function: protein binding; zinc ion binding.
CAGUUAAAAGAAACUGAAACUGUUCUGCUGUUGGUUGUGUGUCUGUAUUGCUGAAGACAGUAAAAUGGCUGAAGCCAGUGUUUUUUCAGUGGAGCAGUUCAGCUGUCCAGUGUGUCUGGAUCUCCUGAAGGAUCCUGUGGCCAUUCCCUGUGGACACAGUUACUGUAUGAGCUGCAUUACAGACUGCUGGGAUCAAGAGGAUCAGAAGAGAGUCUACAGCUGUCCUCAGUGCAAACAGACCUUCAGUCCAAGACCUGCUUUAGCUAAAAACACCAUACUGGCUGAAGUGGUGGAGAAACUGAAGAAGACCAAACUAAAAGCUGCUGUUCCUGCUGAAUCUGGAGACGUGGAGUGUGGCAUCUGUACUGGAAGAAAACACAAAGCUGUCAAGUCCUGUCUGGUGUGUCUGGAGUCUUACUGUAAAACUCACUUUGAGCGUCAUGAAGAGUUUCAUUCAGGAAAGAGACACAAAGUGACUGAUGCCACUGGACGACUGCAGCAGAUGAUCUGCCAGAAACAUGAGAAGCUUCUGGAGGUUUUCUGUCGUACUGACCAGCAAUGUGUUUGCAUGCUGUGUGCAAUGGAUGAACAUAAAAACCACGAGACUGUGUCAACUGCAGCAGAGAGGACAGAGAAAGAGAAACACUUGAAGGAGACACAGAGUGAAAUCCAGCAGAGAAUCCAGCAGAGACAGAAAGAUCUUGAGCAGCUGAGAGACGCUGUGGAGUCUCAUAAGCGCUCUGCACAGACAGCAGUGGAGGACAGUGAGAGGAUCUUUACUGAGCUCAUCCGCUCCAUUGAGAGAAGCCGCUCUGAGGUGACACAGCGGAUCAGAGAUCAGGAAAAGACUGCAGUGAGUCGAGCUGAAGGACAAAUGGAGCGACUGGAGCAAGAGAUUGAAGAUCUGAAGAAGAGAAACACUGAGCUGGAGCAUCUUUCACACACAGACGAUCACAUCCAUUUCCUGCAGAGUCUUCAGUCUCUCUCAGCUCCUCCUGAAUCUACAGAAAACAUCUCUGUCAGUUUCCUCUUUUCUUUUGAUGAUGUGAGAGAAUCUGUCUGUCAGCUGAGACACAAACUGGAAGAUUUCUGCAAAGAGGAGAUGAACAAGAUAUCUGUCACUCAUGGUAACCUUGUUCCAAGGACCAGAGAGGACUUCCUAAAAUGUAAGUCACUAACAAACACAAUGACACACACUAAGAUACUUCAUCUAGAAUCUGAAAUAGCAGCCACAUAUACUUUUAAAGUAGAUGGCGUGCAUCCAGAAUCCAAGCAGACCUGCAGAAACAAUUACAGACACAAACACUCCCAUUUCAAGCUAUACAGGUCUCUUAUCGAAGGACCUCUUGCUUCUGGAUUGUAUCAAAGACUCGCUGGAAAUCAUUUAGGACUCAUCCUCUGAGCUGACCUGCCAAACAUGCGGGUUCCAUAACUGAGCCCUUCAUCUGAGAUAAGUGAUUCCUCCGCAAACCAUGGCUGGUUGGGCCUAUUAGGUGCUACCAAGAACACAUUCUCACUUUCCUCUCUGACCUUGUGCAGCACUAUUGGCAUAAUCUUCACUGGAGGAAGAGCAUAGUCAAGUAGCAUCGAAAGAGAUGAGUUUUCAGCCAUCGCUUGAUAAUAGUCAGGGAUUCAGCAUUCCGGAUAGGGGUGGGAAGAUCAUUCCACAAGCCAAGAAUGGUUAACGAGAAUGUUCUGGAAAGUUGUUUUGAGCAUUUCUGUGAUGGUACCACAAGGCCUUGCUCACAAAUGGAUCCCAGACUUCUGAAGGAGAUGUAUAUUCGUAAUAGUGAGUGGAAGUAGGUGGAUGAUGAGCCUGUGGCUGUUCUUUAUGCAAGCAUCGAAGAACAUAGCUGGACGGUGGAAUCAUGCUGUAGGACUGGAGUGGCAAGGAAGACAAGAAGCUCAGUCUUUGCCAGGUUGAGCUGUAGGUGAUGUUCUUUCAUCCAUGCUGAGAUGCUUGCCCGGCAGUCUAAGAUCCAUACAGUGAUGUGAGGGCAGACACAAAGAUCUGAUGAUUGACAGUGUCAAAAGCUGCAGAUAGAUCCAGCAGAAUAAGAACUGAUGAUUUAGAAUCAGCUCUUGCAAUCCACAGGGCUUCCGUAACUGACAGUAGUGCAAUCUCAGUUGAAUGGCCACUCCUGAAACCCUACUGAUUAGCAUCCAGUUUGUUGUUCUGUAAAAGAUACAAUGAUACCUGGUUGAAAACAACUAAUUCGAGGUUUUUCGAGGUAGGCUUUAGGGCUGGGACGAUAAAUCGAUGCAGAAUCGAUUUGUGGAUUGAUUCUUAGAUUUUCAGAAUGCAUCGCGAUUCCUCUGGAAUCGAUUUUGAGCUUAGAUUUUAACAGCAUAUGGCACUCUAAUCUAGUUUUCAUCUGCACACUCAAAUGCUCAUGAAGAAGAGUACUAAAGAGUGCUUGUGCAUUCGGUCAUGUAGUCAUGUAAUUUCACUUCAUCUUAGAAUGCUUUUAUGAUGCAAGAUUAAUGUAAACACAGCCCACUUUGAACACCUUAAUAAUUCACUUCAACCUUUUUUUAUUUUAUGAAUGAUUAUUUUCGAUUCAAGUGUCUGUAAGGAUUUGGAAACGAGCAGAGUAUGGGUGUUUCUAAAGCAUGCAGUGCCAUCUGCUAUUCAAAACUAAGCUCAGAAUCUAUUCAAGAAAGAAUUGCGAUGCAUUCUCAUAAUUGAUGUAGAAUCAUUUCUCGAUUCACGAUGCAUUGAUUUAUUUUCCCAGCCCUAGUAGGCUUUAGUAACCGAGAGCAGUGCGGUCUCUGUUGAGUGGCCGGUUUUGAAGCCAGAUUGGUUGCUGUCCAUGUUCUGUGCAAGAAACAUAGAGAGUUGGUUGAAAAUAACUCUGUUUUUUCAGUUUGUGGUGCGGAGAACUGGUUGCUGAUGGUUGUCAUUUUAUUUAUGAAGAAUAUUGCGAAGUCAUCAGCAGUAUGAUUUGAUGAAGGAGGGGGGUGGAGGACAAAUAAGAAAAGGUUUUUAAAAGUGAGAGAGUAAGAACACUUGUUAAUUUUGUUGUGGUAGUAUAUUGUUUUAGCAGUGAAAACAAUUUAAGGGAAGGAAGAGAGGAGUGACUGAUAUACAUUAAGGACAGUAGAGUGUGUUGAUUUGUUCUCUAGAUUUUCAGUCUGUUAUGCUCGGAACCCAGAGAAACAGAGGAGACAAGAGAUCCAAACACAGUGGGGUAUUUAAUGGGUAAUCCAAAUCAGAAUCCAACAACCAGGGGUCAAAACCAUAAAUCCAUCAAAACACAAACAAACAGGGAAGGAACAGGAACAGGAAUAGGAACUGGGACAGGAAACUGGGAAGACGAGGAAACUCGGAAGGCGAGGAAACUGGGUGACGGAAAGAAAGGACUCCAUGAAGACAAACAUAAAAAGACCGGUUAAUAUAGGCAGGAUAAUGACUAUCAAGUGAAGACACCUGAGUGCAAUUAACAGGAGUGCAAUGACUGUGAUGAAGGGACAAGGCUUUGUGGGAAUUGUAGUGCCUACGGUGAGGUGCUUAUGGGGAAGUGAGACCACUAGAGGAGACUCAGGGAAACAGAGACCAGACAGCGUGACAUUACACCCUCCUCCACUGGGCAGCUACCAGAUGCACCACCUGAACACAAGAAGAGACCAAGGAAUGCAGAGACCAGAAGGGAGGUGGAGUGGCGGAGGACCAGGGGGAGGGACGGAGGACCAGGUAAAAUGGGGAAACAGAGACAAGAAGUGCAAAAAACAAA